AAUUUCAUUGAUAUCCGCCAUCUUGAUUCCUUCGCAAAGGGAAGCGUUUUGAAUCCCUUUGCAUCUGCCAUCAUAAAGACAAUCAUAGAAAAUAUACUUUUAUCAUAUUUAUAAUAUACUUCUAGCACAAUAAUGUGGAAAAUUCGCGAACUCCAGGACAAAGUGACCAAUAUGGUCAUGAAUUAUUCUGAAGUCGAGUCGAAAGUAAGAGAAGCGACGAAUGAUGAUACGUGGGGUCCGCACGGUUCUAUAAUGACCGAAAUAGCGAAGUAUACGUUUACGUAUGAACAUUUUCCCGAAGUCAUGUCUAUGCUUUGGAAGAGAAUGCUGCAGGAAAAAAAGAAUUGGCGACGGGUAUACAAGUCGCUGUUGUUGUUGUCGUAUUUGCUUCGGAAUGGCUCAGAGCGAGUCGUGACUAGUUCAAGAGACCAUAUUUAUGACAUGAGACAGUUGGAAGACUAUCAACAUAUCGACGAACACGGGCGGGAUCAAGGAAUAAACAUUCGACAUAAAGUGAAAGAAUUAAUAGAAAUUAUCCAGGAUGACCAAAGAUUACGGGAUGAGAGAAAAAAAGCAAAGAAAUCAAGGGACAAAUACAAAGGGGUUUCUUGUGAUGAGGUUUCACGGAAAUAUGACUACAGUGAUAGGUACAAUGCAGAGCCAAAGAAUUUUGAUGAUGCUUUCAAUGAAUUUGACGAUAAAACAACAAAGAAGAGCUCGUUUAGAAAGUUCAGAGAAAGAACUUAUUCUGGGAAUAAGGAUGGAGAUUAUAAAGAUGAUGUCUCUAAUAAGAGUGACGAGGAGGAAGGAGAGGACGCCUUUGGGAAAAAAGAGCGCAUACCACAGAAAGAAGAGAGCCCGGUGUUGAAGAAGGCCGUGCGGAAAGUGGAUCUCGGUGCUGCGGCCACUUACGCUCAGGUACAGAGGGACCAGACCAGAAACUCCAGCGGUGAAACGACUUUGAGGGAACAAGCGCAACCAACACAGAGCUCGGCUGGGAACGAGCUCGUCGACUUGUUCUCGUCCUCGGAGAGCCGGCCAGUCGCGAGCAUCCCACCGUUUCAUUCCGACCCGAACCGAAACAGCGACGGCGGCGUUUUCGGAAGUUUCGAGGGCGCGAAUCACAACAACGCGAACGAUUUCGCAGAUUUUAGCGCAUUCUCGGAAGCGAAACCCGCUUCUCCGAACAAGGAUGAUUUCGCGGACUUUCAAUCGUCCGCGAAGGCGCCGCAAUCUGCUCAGAACGGCGACGCGGACCUCUUUCAAGAUUUCGCAUCAGCUUCGAGCUCGAAUCAAGAUCUCUUAUCAAAGCCAAGCAUGGGCGCUAAUGUUUCUAUGCCUUUUCAAACGCAACAAGCAGUUAACUUGCAAGGUAUGCCAACCUCGAUGCAACCAACGAUCCAGCCAGCUAUGCAAACACAGAAUGCUGGUUCAAACAUGUUGAAAACCACCUCGCCUAUGAGUGGAAUGAUGAGUAAUGUACCCAUGAUGGCAGGCAACCAAGGAGGUGUACCCAUGAUGGCAGGCAACCAAGGGGGUACACCCAUGAUGGCAGGCAACCAAGGGGGUACACCCAUGAUGGCAGGCAACCAAGGGGGUGCACCUAUGAUGGCAGGCAACCAAGGGGGUGUACCCAUGAUGGCAGGCAACCAAGGGGGUACACCCAUGAUGGGUGGUUUAUCCACAAUGGGUGGUGGCAACCCUAGCAUGGGUGGGCAACCCAUGAUGAUGACUGGGGCACCAAUGAUGGGUGGUGCCGGGAUGAUGGGCGGUGGCCAGAAUAUGAUGGGUGGGGGGACAAUGACCCCAUCACCUGUGAUGGGAAACAUGAUGUCAUCACAACAAGGCAUGAUGUCACCACAGUCGUCAGCUAAUGUUUCCAAGUCGUCCAUGACCAGCAAUCCAACAAAGAAUACGCAACAGGUCUCUAGCGCAUCGUCGAAGUUAACCACGUGGUCGAACAGCGGUGUAGACAUCAGCUUAGAUAAUCUCGCCCCAGUCUCCCAGAAGGAGAAACCUCAUCAGCCCAGUAUGAAUCAGCUGUACAUGCAACACACCGUGCCCCCACAGAUGUCGUCACCUGGCAUGGGUUACUAUGGUAACACCGGAGGAAUGCAGCAGACCGCAAUGUACGGCGGGAAUCAGAUGGGAAUGCCAAUGAACAUGAUGGGAAAUGGCGUAGGGCAAAUGAACAUGGUUUCACCCCCCGGUAUGAUGAACAGGAAUAUGAUGGCGCAGGGGGGUGCCGUCGGUAUGCAGCAACCAGGCAUGGUUGGCGCAAAUCAAAAUUUUGGUAGAGUUAUGCAAUUUAAAUAAUUUAUUUUCGCCGUCAAAUGGCGUAGACAUAUAAUAAAUAUUUUGGUAGCGUUUGGUAACGAUAAAUAACCUAUAUGCCAGAGGCGGUUUUGAGCGCGGAUAGAGCAUUCUAAACAUUCCAUGGGUAAAUUUUACAACUAGAUUUUUUAUUGAUCACAUUGAAUGGGACUAAUUUAUCGA
Molecule: messenger RNA, 2496 nt
Organism: Dendronephthya gigantea
Lineage: Eukaryota; Metazoa; Cnidaria; Anthozoa; Malacalcyonacea; Nephtheidae
Product: clathrin interactor 1-like
Exons: 8
Coding region: 133-2316 (727 amino acids)
Biological process (GO): endocytosis
Cellular component (GO): endosome; plasma membrane; clathrin vesicle coat
Molecular function (GO): phospholipid binding; clathrin binding
Source: RefSeq, a predicted model, not a curated record